Messenger RNA from Cyphellophora attinorum, 1281 nucleotides. RefSeq lists its product as uncharacterized. The transcript is spliced from 2 exons. Lineage: Eukaryota; Fungi; Ascomycota; Eurotiomycetes; Chaetothyriales; Cyphellophoraceae. Bases 1 to 1281 code for a protein of 426 amino acids. The record is from RefSeq and is a predicted model, not a curated record.
AUGGUGAGCGAUAGUGAUGGCGGGUCAAAUGAUGACUCACGCACAGCAAAUGUCGCUGCGCAAGCAAGUUCUCAUGCCAGUGCCAAAUCCUCUGCCUCGAACUCACCUUUGAAACCAAAGCGCAAGAGAGCCCGCAAACGCGAGAAGAAGCGGCUGGCGAAGUUGGCUCUGUCAGCAGGUGCCACUCUCUCCGAGUCUGCUGCUUAUCUUGAUCCCUCUGCCGCUACUAACGUAGAUGAUCCUUCCGCAAAAGAUACGCCCCAAGACAGCCCACAAUCUGCCAACAUGGCUUCAAGUUUUGGGAAGAACCGCUUAGCAUCAGGUUUUGCGCCGCGUCAGACUGCAGUAGACAACACUGCGACGAUUGUAGCGCAAGUACAAGUACCCAACAACAACACCUCCACAGACUCACCGAGUAACAACGAACCCAUCGAGAUCUCGUCCUCGGACGAAUCUUCCUCAGUGUCGGAUAACGAGGAUGGCGGCAUGAUUGUCAACAUUGACGCCGCCAAACCAAAGAUGUUGCAGAGUCGCCAGGCACAAAUUCAGGGCGAGCAUGUCAACACAGCCAUUCCUCCGCCACCUCCACUGUCUCAAGCGCCUCCACCUCCGCCACCACCUCAGUCAUCUGGUUUGAGGCUAGAAGAUCUCGAUAACGACGAGCUGGAGGACCAGAUCCGCGGUGAAUCGUCCGAAGAUGGAGAGUUCAUACGUCCAACGGUGAAGGCACCUGGAGCCACCACAAGACGUGUACCCGAUUUUCAGUUCGGGCCGACACGCGAACAGCCACGAUUUGGAGACCUACCAAACAAUGGCGAUGCUCGAGGGCGGUCAUCGUGGUACGCCACGGACUCUUUUGGCGCACGCCGUUCUCGAUCACCGAAGAAUGCUGCCAGCGAUCGUUACCGGCCAGGACUUGACAGACAGCGGUCGCCUCGAAGAUUCGAUUCUGGAUAUCAGAACAGACCACCAUCUCCACCUCGAAGAGGUCCCCCUCCACCUGCUUACGACUCCUACAAUUCGUACCGACCCGACGAUCGCUCGUACCCUCCCUCUUACCACAACAGCGGCUACAACAGCAGGCCCGCCUCACCAGACCGGGACCAGCCACAGUGGCCGACCAUGACCUUGCCAACCAGGAAAGGCUCAAAUCCAAACCUCAACCCGCUUGCUAGUAGGGUCUCGGCCCCAAACUCGAAUUCGAAUGCCUCGUCAGCUGGUCCUUCUAAGAAGAAAAAGAAGACCCGAGCAAAAUCACAGAAAUUCGAUAAUGCUGGCUAG